Nerophis lumbriciformis (worm pipefish) is the source of this 765-nucleotide messenger RNA. The record is from RefSeq and is a predicted model, not a curated record. Lineage: Eukaryota; Metazoa; Chordata; Actinopteri; Syngnathiformes; Syngnathidae.
UCGUCUUCGUCGUCUUCAUUAUCUUCAUCGUCUUCGUCGUCUUCAUCCUCAUCAUCCUCAUCGUCUUCGUCGUCUUCAUCAUCCUCAUCGUCUUCGUCGUCUUCAUUAUCUUCAUUGUCUUCGUCGUCUUCAUCAUCAUCAUCCUCAUCGUCUUCGUCGUCUUCAUUAUCUUCAUCGUCUUCGUCGUCUUCAUCAUCAUCAUCCUCAUCGUCUUCGUCGUCUUCAUCAUCAUCUUUCUCAUCGUCUUCGUCGUCUUCAUUAUCUUCAUUGUCUUCACCGUCUUCAUCUUCAUCGUCUUCGCCGUCUUCAUUAUCUUCGUCGUCUUCGUCUUCAUCGUCUUUGCCUCUUCGUCUUAAAUCAUCGUCUUCAUCGUCUUCAUCGCCUUCAUCAUCAUCUUCAUCGUCGUCUUCAUCGUCUUCAACAUCGUCUUCAUCGUCUACGUCGUCUUCGUCCUCUUCAUCGUCUUCGUCGUCUUCACCAUCCUCAUCGUCUUCGUCGUCUUCAUUAUCUUCAUUGUCUUCGCCGUCUUCAUCUUCAUCGUCUUCGCCGUCUUCAUUAUCUUCGUCGUCUUCGUCGUCUUCAUCGUCUUCAUUGUCUUCAUCGUCUUCGCCGUCUUCAUCUUCAUCGUCUUUGACGUCUUCAUCAUCUUCGUCUUCAUCAUCUUCUUCGUCUUCUUCGUCUUCAUCAUCAUCAUCGUCUUCGUCGUCUUCAUCGUCUUUGUCGUCUUCAUCAUCUUCAUCGUCUUCAUCAUCAUCAUCAUCUUGA